Topomyia yanbarensis is the source of this 438-nucleotide messenger RNA. Its product is annotated as chymotrypsin-elastase inhibitor ixodidin-like. The transcript has 2 exons. Bases 97 to 390 code for a protein of 97 amino acids. The record is from RefSeq and is a predicted model, not a curated record. Lineage: Eukaryota; Metazoa; Arthropoda; Insecta; Diptera; Culicidae.
AUCAUGUGUUCCAACACAGGUUUCCACCAUCUCCGCUGAAGUAAAUACGGUAGUAACUUGCGGGCCUUUCGCCAGUCAAGCUUGAUACGAACAGAUAUGAAGUUGUUAUUGUCGUUGGUACUAGCGUUAGUCGCCUUCUAUCAGCUGGUGACCGCACGAUCAGCCACCAGUGAAGCCGAGUGCACUGCGCUGGAGGAUUUUCUCGAAUGUGGAAAAUGCUGUGAGAAUACCUGCACGUUGAAUUGUGCCGUCGUUAGGUGCUAUAAGGGCUGCGUACCCGGAUGCUUUUGUCGGUUCGGAUACGUCCGUGAUAAGAAGUCGAACAAGUGCGUGAAAGAAUCCCGGUGUAUUACAACCAGAGACCAGUGGCAAUAUCUACCCAGCAAAUGAAAUGAAUACAAUCCUAUUUCAUGGAUGUUAACUGCAAAAUUUGCUUAA